Messenger RNA from Caenorhabditis bovis, 6561 nucleotides. The record is from the annotation of a GenBank genome assembly. Lineage: Eukaryota; Metazoa; Nematoda; Chromadorea; Rhabditida; Rhabditidae.
AUGUCACCUCUACAAAGAGAGCACUUCAAAUUGAAGAAACAUACUCGAUAUUUAACAAUUCAUCGGCUCGCCGAGCAGAAAAGUUGGCAUCGACUUGCCUAUGAAUAUCAUCUGCGAAAAGAGAAUCGAAAAAUUCCAAAAAUUGUCAGAAAGCGUUUUUUAUUAUAUCAUCUGGAGCAGCAUCGAUCACGAAUGAAACUCAAACGACUACAAUUUGAAAAUAAAGACGAAAAUUUAUAUGUAGCGAAACAAUGGUAUUAUGUUCUUGAGAAAUAUCCAUUGAAGCCAAGAAAUGAAUGGAGUUUUCAACGAGUGCACAAAUUGAACACAAGGAAUGAACAAAUCGCGAAAGAACUUGAGGAAAUUCUUGAUUGUUCCGAGCGAUUCGCAUUGAUUCAGCACUUUCUUGACGGAUUUGAGAAAAUGACCGAAAGCGAUUUGAAAAAAUUGGAAAAAAUCGAACAAUUUCAAUCAGGAAUCAUGAGAAAUCGCGAUUUUCUCAUGAAAUCUCAAUCGCUCGCAGCAAUGAAAACGCGUCUUUUCUUCGAGCAAAGAAAAGGCCUCAUUUUCAAAACAAGCGCUUUAAUCGAUUCCGAAAAUGGACAAGUGUCAAUUAAAAGACUUCGAGAACUUAUCGUUUCGAAAAUUUCGACAUUUCACAAAGAAAUUGAAGAUCACUUAUUGAAAAACGAUUUGAAAAGUGAGAAAAAGAAGAAGCUCGUUAUGAAUAGCAUAAUGCAAGAAACGACAAAUGCUGCAUUCAACACAAUUCAAGAUUAUUUGAAAACAUUCAAAACAAGACAUUCAAUGAUUAUUGUGGAAGGCUCAAUAGUAGACAAGAAGAUUCAUAUCAAUUGCGACCAAAUUCGGUAUUUCUUAAAGGACCCUAUUAAUCAAUUAUGCUCGAUGGACAAUGUGAGGAUUCCAGUCGAAGAUUCUGAAAAUUGGCAAGAAGAAGUGGCAUCAGUCGUCGACGUUUUAUCCCAUGAAUUUAUAAUUGCACACCCAUUGAUUAAACCGUACGCAUUUCUCGUUGAAGAUUACAAAGUUGCUUCGAAAUACGGUGAAGAAGAAUUGAUCAAAAUGUACGACGACUCGACGAUUCUGCAGAUUCGGUUAUCGAAAGUCGCAAAUGAAAUAUCGAUUCGGUGUUUUAUAAUUCGCAUUGAAAAGGUUUGGAAGGAAAUGGAAAGAAGAAUUCGCAGUUUUAGAAAUGCUCUGAAAAUGGCGAUACGACGGAAAUUUACGUCAACACUUAACAAACUGCUUCAAGAUUUUCGGAAAUAUGAUCGUGCACUCCAGUAUCGAUCGAUCGACCCAUCACUGAUGCUCAAUAACAAAGCACAAGUCGAUUUGAUGCUUCAAAACGAGAUAUGGCCAAGUGUUAAUAACUUUGUGCAAGCCUAUGAGAAGAUUUUUGAAAUCACACAACAUGUUUCGCUGGACACCUCUCAACUCGACACUCUACUCAAUAUUGCUUCUCUUCGAUUAUCACUUCCACAAUCAAUCAACGACCACGCGCAUUUCUUCAAUAAGCGAAUCUCAACAUUUUUGCAUUUUGUCAACAAGAAACAGACAAGAGUAAUGGCGAAUGUGCAAAAAGCAAUGGAGAAACUCAAAGUUCUUCAAACAAUGGGAAAUCCACAGGAAGUUGAUAAUUAUGUGGAACAGAUGAACAAAUUGAAGCCAAUGCUUGAUGUUCUCAUCAAAGAAAUUGAAGAUCUCAAUAAAUUUGAAAAAGCGGUUGAUGUGCCCGUUUCCGAUGUCACCAAAAUGCGGCAAUUUGUCAGCGAAGUUGAAUCGAUGGAGAAUUUGUUUCUGGCGACAAGCGGCUAUUAUAAGCAUGUGAACGCGUUUUUCGAAUCUCGACGAGCAUUAGUCAACAUUGAAGCAACUCGAGCCUUCAUCGAACAAUUCACAGUGCAAUUAUCAAUAUUUGAAAGCUCGUUGUCCAGCCAUCGCGCCGCGAAACAUUUCAUCGCAUAUGCGAGAAAUGAGGUCGACAAUUUCAAGAAGAAUUUCGCCGUCGCCGAGGUAAUGUCAUGUCGGAGACUUCUCGACGCUCAUUGGAUUCGAAUGUCGGAAAUAGUUGGAUUUGAUUUAACACCGUAUGCGAAUAGCUCAAUAGCACAAAUAUGCGAAUUGGGUCUUGAAACGCAUUUGCAGAAACUUAAGCCGAUCGCAUUUUCGGCGGAACGAGAAGCGACAUCGGCUGAUCAACUCCAUGAGAUCGUAACCUUCUGGAGUCAUGAACCACUGGAAAUGACAUGCUAUUCUCAGUGGAAACUCUCGUUGGCUUCUCAUCUGCCAACGUUGGUCGAAAAAAUUCAAAAUGACAACUACAUUUUGCGGCAUAUGACGAAUGUUGAGAAGAUCACUGAUGACUCAUUACCGCAUUGGAUUGAAUGGAGUCAGCGUGCCGAAAAAAUACUCAAAGAUUGGAAUGAAACUCAGGAUGAAUGGAAGCGAGUCGCCAACAUUUUCGUGACGUGUCGACAAACCCUUCAAUCCGAAUUCGAAUUGCUGCGAGUUUGCGCUCAAUAUUGGAUGAAAAUCGAAAAAGGCGUUGCGAAAGAUCCAGCCAUUUAUCGAUUGAUUCAUUUGCCGCACUUGCCGUGCUGGAUAUUCAAAAUUCGCUCGAAUGUCUCCAUUAUAAUCAAGGGCGUUCGCAAUUUUUUGGAGAAAAUUCGAAUAUCCAGCGCGAGACUUUGCCUUUCCUCGGAACUUCAUCUCCUUCAAUUAUUCUCAGCGACAUCCGUCGAGAUUCGACUGAAACUUCUUAUGAGGGACUGUUUUCCAAGUCUGAAACGAAUAUGCUUCAAUCGGCGAAAUCAGCUCGAAAUGGUGGACUCGUAUGCCGAGAAGAUCACACUGGAAUUGACCAAGUCGGAAAUUGAGAAUCUUGAUCCCGUCGAAUUGAUCAAGGCGAUUGAAAAUGCGUUCGCCGCCAAACUCACCGAGAUCAUUACUUAUGAAAGGCUCGAUCGAUCGAAAUCGGUUAGUCGAAUCGGAUUAAACGUUGCCGAAGUAAUGGAAACUCGUGGAAGCAUUGACCCAUUAUUUCUCAGCCGAGUGGAUAAAUCGUAUUUUGUUCAACACAAAAGCAUUCAAAAGCAAUCACAACUCACUGUCGAUUUCGUUUAUUCGACAGAAGUUGCUCGAUUUGUUCCAAAAUCGCUGGCAGACGCUUGGUCGAACAAUAAAAUAAUUGUGCUUGUCGGCGAAGUUUGUGCAACUCGUCUGUUUGUCCUCAAAUUGGCCAAUUCAUUGUGUUCGAAUGUGCGAAUUGUGAACUCGCACGAUCAACUGCACGAAAUGGUCCUGGAGAGAAUUUUGAAGGUGAAUUCAAUGUCCAGCUGGUUUGUGCUCCUCGAGAAUAUCGACUUGCUCACUUCUCAGCUUUGGUUCAAACUUUUCAAAAUUCUUUCGAAAGAAGCGACACCGUUUUCCCGAGUGUUUUUGUCAACCACAGAAGAAAUCAAUUCGUCAUUGCCUUCCAAUGUCAGCGUCGAGCCACUCAAAUCGAUUCAUCUUGCCGUUUCCGAUUCACAACAUCUUCACGACGAGAAAUCAAGUAGCUCGUUUGUGUUCGAGAUGAAUACUGGAACCCCAAUGUCAAGUGUGCGAUCCAUGUCGUUAUCAUCGAAUCGGCAAGUCACCAAUGCACCACCAUCAUCUCCACAUGCUAUUUUACUGGAUAAGAUCUCAUCUCAAAUUAGGAAUCAUGAAAUCUCUGGAUGCACUGGUUCGAUGGCAAAAUACACACUGAAAGAGGUGCUUGGUCAGUUUGCUGAAAAGGUGAUUUGGAUUUACGUCGAUGUGUUCACACGAACUCAAUUGAUCGCUUCUCAUGACGAAUUUGCCGCCUCUCCGUCUGGCAUCAUUUUCGACGUUCUCUAUCCGGAUGCUGUGUCGGCAGGAGGUGACAGUGAACGAAGUUAUCAUUCAUCAGUUUCGACUAGCUCGAUAUCGAUUCAAACGAUUGUCGUUUUUUAUGGAUACUCGCAGUUCUGGAGCAUAUUCCCAUUUCUGUCGCCACUCUUCAAUAAGAAGGACAGAAAUUUGCCGGAUAAACCGUUUCUGACAUUGGACGACGGUUCGACGUUUUGGCCUCAGGAGAACUUUCAAUUUUUGAUGUGCAUUCCUGAUGAAGAGGGAUACCAUUUGAGCACUGUCACCAAACAUGAUAUUCCGUGCAGCACGAUUGUCAGCUCGACGAAACAGGAAGUGGCGAGAUGUUACAAGAAGGAAUGGCAGAAAAAGUUCGCCGAACUCUUCAAUAAAAUCUCGCUAAGCGAAACAAUGGAUGAAAUGGUUGACCAAGUGGUCGUUCCGGCCGUCAAAAUUGCGGCCGCCGAAUUUUUUUGGCCAUCAAUGCUAUUUCAAGUGAUUUAUCAAGACCUAACCGAAAUUCUGCCGCAGUGUCGAACGAGCUCGAUGAACGACGCCGUCCGAAUUUGCGUCAUUUUCGCCACCUCCAACUUUUUGGCGAUUUUUGUCUCGGAUCGCUAUCAACUACAACAGCAGAUUGUGAAAAGUCUCGCGAAAAUCAAAACGAAAUUGUCCAUCCAAAUUCCAGAUGAUGUUUGUAAUUUUAAAAUCUCUUUACAGGAUAUUACAAAGUUGAAUAGCUGGGAAGACGAACCCUUUUGUCAGUCGUCAAUCGAUAAAGAGAGUUCGAUUGGAAAUAUAAUGAUCGUCACCCCUUUAAUUGAUCGCUUGCUAUUUUACGCGUUUCGACUUCUACAAUCGAACCAGAACAUGAUUGUUCACGGACCAUCAUAUUCGCGAAAAACGACGUUCGUCAAAAUGAUCGAAAAAUGUUUUCCGAAUCGCGACGACGUCGAAUUCGUCUGGAUUGAUGGGAAAAGCCGCGUCGGAAGUGAGGUGGCGCAGAAAAAGUUUGUCGAACUGAUCGAGACGUGCGAAAAGAGAUUGGCUAGCCAGCAACUGUUUGUCGUUUUCGAUCGAUUCUCAUUUACUGAACCGCUUCUACCGAUCAUCGAGUUCUUCGUAGAUCAUCAGACAUUCUGGAAGGACGGAACACUUUGCAAGUCGAAUUGUCAGAUGAGGAUGAUUAUAAUCACUGAUGACGCCGAUUACACAUGGCUACACAAGACAAACGCGUUGUCGUCGACUUUUGUCGGAAUUUCGAUGCCUGAAACAAGCUUCAGAGAUCAGAAAACGCUUGUUCAGAGUUUGAUUGCAGCCAAUUUCAGCGCCAAAUCAUUCAGCUCUGAAUAUCAUCAUAUUCUUGAGAAUUUGUCCGAAUGCAUUGUCGAAAUUGUCAGAAGACCCUAUGUGAAAAAUCUGUCAUCGAUGGCGUUGUCGACAAGAUUGGCGAAAGCAUUCUUUUUCGCAUUCCCUGACAAUUGCCCGGACCCCGAUGCCCUCAUUCGGCUAUUUAUUCAUGAAACAACGCGCGUUGUUGGCGAUUCCAUCGAUCCCAACAAUCGGGAAGAAUUUGCGAAGGAAUUCGAGGAAAUCGUCAACGCCCAAUUCUCGACGACGACUGUUCAAACGUUGCUCAAAUCAAUCAUCUGUGUUGGGGAAGACGAUACCGAGAUUGAAGAGAUGCAACAGAAUCUAGAUAUUUACGAUCUUGCUUAUUCGGAAAUCGAUGCUCAUGAUGUUGUCGACGGAUUGAGCUACGAGCCAGUCGUUGAUCGCGUUCAAUUUCAACGAAGUAUUGAAAAUUUCCUAUUUGAGCAUCAUCGGAAUCAUCCAAAUGAUCGCAUCCGAUUGUAUAUUGAUUGGGAAGCAGGGUGUUGGGUUCAGAGGGUGAUGCGAGUUAUUCGGCAGGCAUCCGAGCAUAUGGUUCUUGCGGCGAAACCGGGCAGCGGUAGAUCACAAAUUGUGAAAGCCGCGUGUGUUGUGUCCAAUUCUACAAUGAUGCAUAUUCAAAUUGACGCUUCUUCGUAUGAAACCUUCAUCCAAAGAUGGGAGUACACAUUUAGUCGAGCAAUUAACAUUAUCGCCAACACCAAUCAACAUGUUGUCGUGCUUUGCCAUUUUGAUUUUUGUUAUGAGAAAAUCGAGCCUCGUUGGAUGGAACUCAUCAAAUUAUGGAUCGAGUCGCCAAAUACUCAACAUCUUGUCAGCGACGAGCAGCUUCAUCUAAUCGGCGAGCAGUUGAUCGAGUGCGAGAAGAAUUUGGCUACUCAGAUGCAGACUGUUGGCCUACGACUUCCUGGCCAAAGAAUGUGCAAAUAUCUUCCAGUCGAGACUCUUAAAGACCCUGUAAUUUUGCGAAAAGUAUUGGAAGCUCGUAUUCUUGACGCCUUGCACAUUGUAUUUCUAGUCGAUCCACAAUUUAAAUACGAUUUCUCAUGGUGCACCAUAUUCCAUUUACCAAUGAUUGAACGAUCUCGAAUGGUUGAAAAGGUUCGAAAAAUUACAGCAGAUUGCAAAAUUGAAGCUGCUGAAAUAAUAGUAUCCACAUUCUUCAUCGUCAAAAAAUAUUUGACGUCUGGCUCUCAUUUUAUGGUUGGAACAACAUUCAGUCAGCUUUUCGAAGUUGCCGACAAUUUUCAGAUGAUUUACACGCAACAAAAGAAGUGA